This is a messenger RNA of Stylophora pistillata, 2832 nucleotides long. RefSeq lists its product as uncharacterized. Gene Ontology annotation, biological process: L-arabinose metabolic process. The record is from RefSeq and is a predicted model, not a curated record. Gene Ontology annotation, molecular function: alpha-L-arabinofuranosidase activity. NCBI's taxonomy places the organism in Eukaryota, Metazoa, Cnidaria, Anthozoa, Scleractinia, Pocilloporidae.
CAGUUUUGCUACAUAGUUACAGUCUAUUUUGAUGUAUACAAUUUUGCUAUCCCAAAAUUUUUAGCCAAAGUCGUUAUGAAUCAUUAGCUACAGAGCAGAAAGCACUAAGUAAAUUGACGGGUUGUCGUCAAGUUAUUUGUGCUUAAGCAAAUCUAUAAUGCUCGUAGACAAAGAGAAAAAAUAAGCGGGUAUCAGGGCACCAAUGGAAGGAAAAAGUCUGUAAUGUUCUCGUGUACGCUGCUUCCCUGUUCACCGACCCGAAAGCAAAUUGCGAGAGAAAGGGAAAGGAAGAAGUCGCUACAGAAAGGCAAGGAUCGCUACAAUAUUGUAAAAGGCUUGGUAGAAGGAGUCGAUGGAAUUUCCUUUGAAAGUGUGCUAAAAAGAAGACAUUACCUACGAGCAAGAAAUAACUAUCUCAUUUUGGAGCCCUUUGAUGACUCUGAAAACUACAGAAAAGAGAGUACAUUUGUUCCCCUACAAGACAUGUGGUUUGAGGGAUAUUUUGCAUUCGAAUCGCUUUUGAAUCCGGCACAUUUUAUUCGUAGACGUGGAGAGGAACUGCGUCUGCAGAAGUACGAGAACUCUCACUUCUUUAAAGAGGACUCAAGCUUCAAGUUAACGAGAAAGAGAUGUAUGGCCUGUGUUAAGGAAGGUUCGCGAGUCUGGGCGAGGGCUGAGAAAGGAUCUUUCCUUCGCGGUAUUGUGACUGCAAUGGACGACGACAUACACGUACAACUCGAAAAUGGAAAGAAAAUAAGACACAAGAAAGAGCAUCCUGAAUGCGUGGUACCUGACGCCAUACCACACGUAAGGGAAGUGGACAUUGGUACAAGGGUGUUAGCCAGAUGGUAUAAUCGGUUAGACACUUGCUAUCCCGGUACUGUAACUGCCAUUCGACGCAGUUUCUUUGACAUUAUAUUCGAUGACGGAGAUAAGGGAUGCAAUGAGCUUCGAGAGCUAAGAAUACUGAGGAAAACUGAGGGCGAAGAAGAUGGCAAAUCCGCGCUUCCUCCGUGGUCUUCACUGGACGGGAUACCUCGCAUCGAAGGAGGGUUAUGUAUUGACUACGGUGAUAUCAUCACGACCGGCCCCAACUUGCUCAAACGGGAAAUCAAAGAAAAAAAUACAGUAGAAGAUGAUAUAAGCUCUCCGCGAGAUUCGCCCGACGAGGAACGCGUUUCUAGUACUUUGGACAACACUGAUGUGACCGAAAUAACGCUUAACGGGAACGCGGAAAAUCAAAUGGAAAUUGAACAGAAUGGCCAUCAAGAUGACAACGGUUUUGCAAUGGAAAAUAACUAUAAUUACCUUACCCCGGAUAUUUACGAAACAGAGCCACGAAAUCCAAGUCAGGUCAGCGGAAGCUCGAGCGACAGUGGUUACCAAGGCAACAACAGUCAUCGCCAAAGGAAAAUAGGUGUUUGGAGGGUCACCUCUUCUCAACACAACGUGUUCCGCUGUGGGAAUAGUAGUCCCCAGUUCCUCUCUCCCCUGAGCUAUCUCUCGCACCUGCACGUCCCAGGCCUUUCUGAUAUUUCUGACGUAAGGCGAAACCUUAGUGAGUUGAGUGUCACUUCCAGUGUCGACAGCGGUUUUAGAGGCAGUGGUCUUUCCUUCCGACUUCGGGAUAGGUCUCCAGUCAGAUGUCCCGGUCACGCGGUUCCCGUGACCAAAGUCCAAGAGAAUUACUGGGAAAAACAAAAAGAGCAAGAAACCGAGGAAGGAAAGCAGAAAAUCGAAAACACAGAGGAUUUAAAUGGGGAACUUCACACUGGACCGCUGGGCUUGGAAACAGUUAUCUAACCCUUUUCGCUCUUCAAUCAAGAAAAUGCCACCGCAAAAUUAAGCUAUUAACAACACCGUGGCUGGUUUCCACUUCAAGAAGAGGGAAAUUCUAUGAAACUCAACUUGAAAGAGAAGACAAUCUCCAAGCUGUUUCAUAUGUAGACGUAGAACCAAGAAGUCUUUCCGCAAGGGAACGUGGACGCUGUUGAAACACGAAGAAAAACGCCCAAAGAAAGAAACGAGAGAAACUGCGUCUCGAUUGUCGACGAUUGUUGAGUCCUCCCCGCCCCUCCAACAACAAAAAGCCAAGUUGAGGAUUGCAAAGAAGAUAGACAACACAAAAUUUGGAAGUCGGCUGAAGUAAUUCGAUGAUAUAUUUUAACAGAGGAAGAUCAUAAUUUGCACGAAUCAAAAUAAAAGAUUUAAAAGUAAACGAAGGAAAUUUGGCAAGAGACGAAAGAGUGUUCAUUCAGUGGCACUGAAAACACAAUUGCAAUUGCACAAAUAAUUACAUCUUGGAAAUCAUGAUGUAUCUAAAACGUCUAAUUGAUAUCUACUGCAGAUAAAAGAAAAGAAUCGCAGAAGGUCUAUAACAAGCUCAAACAAGCUUUUUUUUUCCCUUUUUGUUAAUCAAGUUCUAUCUGUCCGGUAGACGAUAAUAUUCAAACAGCCUUUUGGUUCUAUUGGCACAAAAAUUAGUAUAGCAGAGAUGUAAGGUAAAGGAAAGGCUGCGAGCCGACUCUGAAUGCCUCUUUUAAAAGUGUUACAUGGUUGAAAUGCUGAAAAACACUUCGGCAUUAUUGGGCAUCGAAAAAUUUUCAAAAUUAAGCCCAAGGCUAUUCUGUCAAUGAGAGAAGUAUGCGAGAAGAAGACGAUGCAGAACUAAAGUUCAUUUAUUAAGGACGAUCGCUUCUAUUUAAUUUUACCAUUUGUCGUCUUUGAAAAUGAAUAAAUAAAAUAUACGUUUGCACAAUCUCAAACCACUGAGAUUGGAAAAUUUCGGAAAAUCUAGGCAUAUUAUUCAAUAAAAACAAAUAAUAUAGCGAA